Molecule: messenger RNA, 1453 nt
Organism: Haliotis rufescens (red abalone)
Lineage: Eukaryota; Metazoa; Mollusca; Gastropoda; Lepetellida; Haliotidae
Product: lysine-specific demethylase 8-like
Exons: 2
Coding region: 206-1417 (403 amino acids)
Cellular component (GO): nucleus
Molecular function (GO): histone H3K36 demethylase activity
Source: RefSeq, a predicted model, not a curated record
GUAUUUCUUAUGCGCCUGACAGGAAAUAGGGUAAGCACGUGUACACGACCGAGGUCACCACCGACAUGUUUACAACGGGAAGUCUGUUCCGUCGAGAACAAUUCACCUGCAAGUAACGCAGCUUACUGAUUAGUAGCGUUAACUGCUUCGGGCUGCUGCUUCACAGAUCUCGCGUGCACCUUCGAUCCCGAGGGUUAGUUGUGGGAUGCCUGACCUCGCAGCUCUAAGAUCAGAGCUUCCCAAGACACCAGAUGAGCUGCUGGUUACAAUAACCAGUCCUGACAUUCUGGGGAAAGACUAUCAUGACUCCCUGAAGAAGACAUGUGAUUGUUUGUAUGGACAAGAUGGUGGAAGUGUCAAGCACUCCUGUGAGGUGUUGUUGGACAUGGCUUGGGAGAAGCUGAACACAGGGUACUGGAAGGACGUGGACAUCAGCUGGAGAUACACCUAUACAGUCAUCUCAGUGAUGAAGGUGUACUGUCAGUGUUUGCUGCUGAAUCAACAAAAAGGAGAGGUUUCAUUGGCUGAUAUCAUGAGGUCAUGUGACAUGGGUCUGUUGAUGGGAGCCCCCAUCUUGGACAACAUCCUGGCACGGAUGUCUUCAUUAAUUCAAACCAUCUUCAACCCUCCCAGGAAACGACAGUGUGGAGAUGAGGUGAGUGAAGCUAAGAGACUGAAAGUUGCAGAUGUGAGGAUCGAUGGAGAUAAAUCUGUAUCUCGAUGCUCCUGUCCAUCCUUACAGAAGUUUAAAGAAAGCUACAUGGACAAACAUCAAGCUGUUAUUGUAACUGAUGCCAUUGAUUUCUGGCCGGCCUUGAGUUCCAGGAAGUGGGAUCUGGACUACAUCAAACAAAAGGCUGGCUACAGAACUGUACCUAUUGAGCUAGGAUCUAAGUACACAGAAGAGUCUUGGUCACAGAGUUUAAUGACAAUAACAGAAUUUAUUGAGCGCUACAUUGAGAACCCCGCACAGGUGACCAAGGGCUAUCUAGCUCAGCAUCAACUCUUUGAUCAGAUUCCUGAGCUGCAAAAGGACAUCAGUAUUCCAACCUACUGCUGUUUAGGGGAGGAGGACGAUGUUGAUCAGAAUGCAUGGUUUGGGCCUGCAGGUACUGUGUCACCUUUGCACUAUGACCCCAAGCAUAACCUUCUGGCUCAAGUUGUGGGGUGGAAGUAUGUGAGGCUCUACUCGGACAGAGUCACAGACCACCUGUACCCCCACCCGAACAGACUCCUGGUGAAUACGUCACAGGUGGACCUGGAGGAGCCGGAUCAUGCUAAGUUUCCAUUGUUUGCCAAGGCUCCGUAUGUGGAGUGUGUGUUGGGGCCGGGGGAAAUGUUGUACAUUCCACCACGACACUGGCAUUUUGUCAAAUCCCUGUCUGUCAGCUUUUCAGUUAGUUUUUGGUGGGAAUGAUCAUUUGCUAACAAUAAACUUAUUAUUAUAUUUUCA